This is a messenger RNA of Oxyura jamaicensis (ruddy duck), 2230 nucleotides long. It is a transcript of the gene SLC16A8, whose product is annotated as solute carrier family 16 member 8. NCBI's taxonomy places the organism in Eukaryota, Metazoa, Chordata, Aves, Anseriformes, Anatidae. The record is from RefSeq and is a predicted model, not a curated record. Gene Ontology annotation, cellular component: membrane. The transcript is spliced from 5 exons. Bases 258 to 1889 code for a protein of 543 amino acids. Gene Ontology annotation, molecular function: monocarboxylic acid transmembrane transporter activity. Gene Ontology annotation, biological process: transmembrane transport; monocarboxylic acid transport.
AGCCGUGAGCAGAGGAGCCUGCAUAUGCACCGCAGUGUUAGGAGCGAGGCAGCUCUGAACCGCCUGGCUCAGAGCUGGGAUAAAGCCCCAGCAGAGCUGAGCUGCGGCACAUUGGCCUUGGAGGGAGCUCCACGGGUGAGCUUCUCUGGUGCACCUCGUCUUCGUCAGCUGGCUCUGAGCUGCAGUCAGCACCUGGAGAGCUCGCUCUCUGUCUCCCCACUGCCUCCCGGCCUGCCUUUCCCCACCCAGGCUAGACGAUGGGGAGAGCUGACCCAGAGGAAGGGCAGCUCCCAGCUCCCGUGAAGCCCCCGGAUGGCGGCUGGGGCUGGAUCGUGCUCUUCGGCUGCUUUGUGAUCACUGGCUUCUCCUAUGCCUUCCCAAAAGCCGUCAGUGUCUACUUCAAGGAGCUCAUGAAAGAUUUCCACGUGGGCUACAGUGACACAGCCUGGAUCUCCUCCAUCAUGCUGGCCAUGCUCUAUGGGACAGGACCAGUAUGCAGCAUCAUGGUGAACCAGUUUGGCUGCCGGCCUGUGAUGCUCAUCGGCGGGCUGCUAGCUUCCUCUGGGAUGAUCCUGGCAUCGUUUACCACCAACAUCAUCGAGCUUUAUCUGACAGCUGGCGUGCUGACAGGUCUGGGUAUGGCGCUGAACUUCCAGCCCUCACUGAUCAUGCUGGGCACCUACUUUGACAAGCGUCGGCCUCUUGCCAAUGGACUGGCUGCUGCUGGGAGCCCCGUCUUCCUUUCCUCCCUCUCUCCACUGGGGCAGGUGCUGCUGGAGAAGUUUGGUUGGCGAGGAGGUUUCCUCAUCAUGGGGGGCCUUCUGCUUAACUGCUGCACUUGUGGGGCAGUCAUGAGACCCCUGGAUACGGGCAUGAAGAGGAAGAUGGAGAAGACUCAGGACAAGUAUGAAGCCAAGGAGAUGCUGCCCAUAGGAGGGAAGUCAGAGGAGGGCAUCAGCACCACAGAUGGAACCAAGAAAGCCAAGAAAGCCAAGAAGAAGCCCAAGAAAGGAAAGAAGCUGUUGGAUUUUAGUAUCUUCUCCAACCGAGGGUUUAUCAUUUACACCAUCUCGAAGUUCAUCCUGGUCUUGGGUCUCUUUGUGCCCCCCAUAUUGCUGGUCAACUACGCCAAGGACACGGGAGUACCAGACACGGAGGCUGCAUUCUUGCUCUCCAUCAUUGGUUUCAUAGACAUCUUUGCCCGACCAGCUUGCGGCAUGGUGGCGGGGUUGAAGUGGGUCCGCCCUCACGUGGCCUACCUGUUCAGUUUCGCUAUGCUCUUCAACGGCCUGACGGACAUCUGCAGCGCCAGGGCGAGCAACUACACGGGGCUGGUCAUCUUCUGCGUCUUCUUCGGCAUCUCCUACGGCAUGGUGGGGGCACUGCAGUUUGAGGUGCUGAUGGCCAUCGUUGGCUCCCAGAAGUUCUCCAGUGCCAUCGGGCUGGUCCUGCUUAUCGAGGCAUUCGCUGUGCUCAUUGGUCCCCCCUCUGCAGGCCGCUUGGUUGACGCCCUCAAGAACUACGAGGUGAUCUUCUACCUGGCGGGCUUGGAGGUGGUGCUCUCCGCUCUCUUCCUGGCCGUGGCCACCUACUGCUGCCUCAACCGAGAGAAGAAGACGCCUCCCCCAGAGAAGACCCUGUCGGGGGGUGGUGGUGGGAGCGACACUGAAGAAGCAGAGUCCGACGUGCAGGAAGCUGAGGAGCACAGCAGCGACAACCACCAGCCGGCCCACAGCACCGACAACACCAUGGUAGCAGCCAGCGAGGAGGCCAACCAUGUGGAGGACGAGCAGAGCGGGGAGGGAGGCAGGUGUCCCGAGGGGGACAGGGAGGUGUUGGCACAAGCUGGCUGCAACGCUGACCAGACGGUGGAGAGGGACAGUUUUUAGCCAGGGCAGAGGAACGGGGACGUAAAAUGGCUGGCCUGGUCUGCAUGUAACUUGGCCUGGGAGGGGAGGUGGGAUGUGGGGUGGAAAAAAAACAAGGCAAAAGCAGGUUUAAGAAGAUGGCGAAAGUCUAAGAAUAGCGGGUCCUUGUGUACAUAUGCUCACAUACCUACUCAGUGAUAUACCUACUUGUGUCCUGCAUCCGUGCUGGUAUAACACAGGCUCAGAGCAGCCCAAGCACCAAAAUCUUCCCGCCCACCUCCAAAACAGCCCUGGAAAAUGUAUUCUGAAGAGGCUGCAAAGGACUCUUCUUUUCCUUCUGCAUUGUCAUAAUACAGCACACU